This is a messenger RNA of Prunus armeniaca (apricot), 1449 nucleotides long. The record is from the annotation of a GenBank genome assembly. Lineage: Eukaryota; Viridiplantae; Streptophyta; Magnoliopsida; Rosales; Rosaceae.
AUGAAAGUGAAAGCAAGAGAAGAAGAGAAACUCUCAUUCACUGUAAACCAGCAAAAAAAGAAAACAAUGACCACUGACAGCAAGCAAACCAAAAACCCAAGAAAAUGCAAGCAACCCAUUAACGAGGAAUCUCCACUGCUGCCAAAUCAGAGGGGCUGCGAUGAGCAGGCAGUGCAGGAAUUCAAUGGUGCAUCUUUUGCUGGUGCAGUGUUUAAUCUGUCAACGACCAUUAUUGGUGCUGGGAUUAUGGCGUUGCCUGCCACCAUGAAAGUGCUGGGUCUUGGCGUUGGGAUUGGUAUGAUCAUUUUUGUUGCGAUUUUGACAGAGGCCUCUGUGGAGAUGUUGUUGAGGUUCAGCAAAGUGGGAAAGGUUGUGUCUUUCGGAGGGGUUAUGGGGGAUGCCUUUGGGAAAGCUGGGAAAGUUGUGUUUCAAUUGUGUAUCUUGGUGAACAAUCUUGGAACGCUCAUUGUCUACACGAUCAUCAUUGGUGAUGUGCUGUCUGGAACUUCUUCAACUGGAGUUCACCAUGCUGGAGUAUUGGAAGGGUGGUUUGGUGAACACUGGUGGAACGGGCGUACCUUCGUGCUGCUUCUCACAACCAUUUUUGUAUUUGCUCCAUUGGCAUCCUUAAAGAGAAUAGAUUCAUUGAGAUAUACAUCUGCUUUAGCAGUUGCACUGGCAGUUGUUUUUCUAGUUAUUACUGCAGGAAUCGUAGUUAUUAAAUUCUUUUAUGGAGGUAUUUCCAUGCCCAGGUUCCUUCCUAAUGUGUCUGAUAUUGCAUCGGUGUGGAAUCUCUUCACAGUUGUUCCUGUUCUUGUGACAGCCUUCAUCUGCCACUUCAACGUGCAUACAAUCGACAAUGAGCUUGAGGACUCUUCCUUGAUUCAACCAAUUGUGCAGACAUCAUUGGCUUUGUGCUCUUCCGUCUACAUACUGACCAGCCUUUUCGGGUUCCUCCUAUUUGGGGACUCAACUCAUGAUGAUGUGCUAGCCAACUUUGACACCAACCUUGGCAUCCCUUAUAGCUAUUUGCUCAAUGAUAUUGUUCGCAUCAGCUAUGCCCUGCACCUCAUGCUUGUUUUUCCUGUUAUCUUCUAUCCACUGCGGCUCAACUUGGAUGACCUCGUCUUCCCCUCAUCUAGGCCUCUGGUUGCAGAUAAUUGUAGGUUUGCAUUAAGCACCAUUGGGCUCAUUUCUGUUGUCUUCGUGGGUGCAAAUUUUAUACCCAGCAUCUGGGAUGUCUUCCAGUUUUCUGGAGCUACUGCUACAGUUUGCAUUGGGUUCAUCUUUCCUGCUGCCAUUGCUCUAAGAGAUCGACAUCAAAUAGCAACAAGAAAGGACAAGAUUUUAUCUGUUUUCAUGAUUGGUCUUGCCGUGUUCUCAAAUGUGAUAGCAAUAUACAGUGAUGCCACUGCCCUGUUAAAACAGGUGGUGUCCCCUGGUGCAUGA